AUGUCGGGAGAUUACGAUGAAGACAGACACCGCAGGGCAAUGGAGCUUCUUCAUGUGCUGUGUGCCAACACAUGUGCUGCCCAGGAACGCGAGAAGUGUCAGGAAUUGACAGGCCACGUGGGUCCCAUCAACUCUGAGAUCCUGGUCAGCCUCCUCUCAGUGAUUGUGACCUUUUGCGGCAUCGUGCUGCUGGGAGUCUCCCUCUUUGUUUCGUGGAAGCUCUGCUGGAUCCCCUGGCGGGACAAGGGCUCCUCCUCACAAACCCAGCGCAAGGAGCACCUCCUCCAUGCCCACCUCCACCACUCGCCCUUUGGGGAUCUCCUGGCCGAGCGGGUGGAGCUGGGGCCCGAGAUGCCUGAGCGGUCCUACCUCGAUAUGGAUUCCUAUCCCGAGGCCAACCUCAAGGUCAGCCAGACCUCCCCUGACCUCCCCGUGGAAGGCCAGACCAGUACCAAGGAAGGCAACCUCCCCAACGCCCACUCCCACCAGCAAGUGGCAAGCUUGGCACCCACGCCCAGGUACAAUACACUGCCACGUCCCGUGACCCAACAGCUGAGCAGCUCAGACACUGGAGUCCAUGUAGGAGGGGAAGAGAAGGUGGAACAAGUGACCAGCAUCGGGCAAAUCAAACCGGAAUUAUAUAAACAGCGCUCAGGAGAGUCAGACUCCAAAAAAGGGGAGGCUCCGAGCUGCGGGCGGCUGAGCUUCGCCCUACGCUAUGCCUACGGCACAGAGCAACUGGUGGUGCGGAUUCUCCGGGCCUUGGACCUGCCUGCCAAAGAUGCCAAUGGCUUCUCGGACCCCUAUGUGAAAAUGUACUUGCUGCCUGACCGUAAGAAGAAGUUCCAGACGAAGGUGCAUCGCAAGACACUGAACCCCAUUUUCAAUGAGACUUUUAGCUUCAAUGUUCCCUUUGCCGAACUGCCCUCACGCAAGCUUCACUUCAGCGUCUAUGAUUUUGACCGUUUCUCUCGACACGAUCUCAUUGGCCAAGUCGUUCUGGACAACCUCUUGGAGAUUGCUGAGAGGGACAAUGAUGCACCCCUCUGGAGGGACAUCAUGGAAGGCACAUCGGAAAAAGCCGAUUUGGGGGAGCUGAACUUUUCCCUCUGUUACCUGCCCACAGCUGGACGACUCACAGUUACCAUAAUCAAGGCCACAAAUCUCAAAGCCAUGGAUCUGACUGGAUUUUCUGAUCCCUAUGUCAAGGCAUCCCUCAUGUGUGAAGGGAGGCGGUUGAAGAAGCGCAAGACAUCCAUCAAGAAGAAUACACUCAACCCCAGUUACAAUGAAGCCCUCGUUUUUGACAUCCCGCAGGACAGCAUGGAGCACGUCAGCAUCACUUUGGCAGUCAUGGAUUAUGACUGCAUUGGCCACAACGAAGUAAUUGGAAUGUGCCGAGUGGGCAGUGACGCCGAUGGACCUGGGAGGGACCACUGGGCCGAGAUGUUGGCAAAUCCACGUAAACCCAUUGAACACUGGCACCAGCUGGUGGAGGAGAAGACUUUGAACAGCUACAUCAACAAGAAUCCUCCAGCACGGGACAAGCCCAGCAUCGUUGUGGAAACUGUUCAUUCAGACUAAGGCUGCUGCCACCAGCCCUUCACCAUCAGGGACUGAUUCCAGUGAUGUGCUCUCAGAACUUUCUGGACUGUUUAUUUCCUCUGACCAUCCCGGAGGAAUUGCCAGCAGGGGUUGUCUGAGGGUGGGGGGCAAGAGCCUGCCCUUCCUCAAUCUCCAUCUCCCCCAGGAAGUCGCUGCCUGUUGCAUUUUUUCCUAAAGCCAUAAAGGCAGCCACCAAUGAGCAUUUCUCAUGUCAGGAGGGCCAUGAGUGUAUCUGGUGUCUAGAGUCUUAAGGAUUCCUCUCCCACAACCUCAUCCUUUCACAUAAGGGGGUGGGGUGCCCGUUGUGACAUGCAUGUUCUGGGGAAU
Varanus komodoensis (Komodo dragon) is the source of this 1932-nucleotide messenger RNA. It is a transcript of the gene SYT3, whose product is annotated as synaptotagmin 3. Gene Ontology annotation, molecular function: calcium ion binding; clathrin binding; phosphatidylserine binding. The transcript has 8 exons. Bases 1 to 1584 code for a protein of 527 amino acids. Gene Ontology annotation, biological process: regulation of calcium ion-dependent exocytosis; calcium-ion regulated exocytosis; regulation of dopamine secretion. The record is from RefSeq and is a predicted model, not a curated record. Lineage: Eukaryota; Metazoa; Chordata; Lepidosauria; Squamata; Varanidae. Gene Ontology annotation, cellular component: membrane.